CUUCUAACGUCCUUCCAUGCGUUGUGCUACCUUCUCCAGCCACCAAGAGCUUCCCUACUCUCAUGACCUUGCUGCUGGCUCACAUAUCUUGUCAUUUACCGUCUCGCCAGUGACGUUAUAGCGCAAUACAUGUGCUCGUGACCCCUCUUCGUGUUCGAAUAAGACACUCAAAUACGAUCUAGGCUUACAUAGAGCUUCUUGUCGCCUUUGUGCAAUCAUAGUCAUUCGUUUUAGUCGCCUUGGGUCUUUAUAUCAUGCCAGCCAAGACGUCCGCCAAGAAGAUGGCACCAACACCCAAGACAACGUACGAUAUUUGCUUACGAAGACUGGACCAUUCUUCAAAAGAGUCGGUGGAUAAACAAAUUUCAAUACCCGAGACCAUCACAGCUUUGGACAACUACCCACCGUUACUCCGCAUACCGUCCGAAAUCCGGAGAGAGAUCUUCAGAUACGUCUUACCAUCAUCCAACAAGCGAUUUCUGCUCUAUACCGACUGCGACUCAACUGUCAUCAGUAAAAAGUGGAACCGUAAAUGCCGACCGCAUCCCGAUAAGCAUCUAAAGCUUGACAUCCUCCGAACGAAUCGCCUAAUCUAUCAUGAGUGUCUUUCAGUCAUGUACUCAGAGAAUCUGUUUCACUUCUACGCGUUCAAUUAUCUACCUGUACUAGACUUCAUCCGCCACCUAAGUCCAGAAGCUAAAAACUUGGUGCGCAAAGUCCGGCUCACACCUCUGACGGAUGAUCAGAGUGAUCCACCCGCAUCGCACGACGUCUUCUGCACCGUUAUCCACGACUCAUUGCCUGGAUUGAGCGAGCUACAGGCCGAUCCAGUUGUCUUCUUCUAG
Messenger RNA from Cucurbitaria berberidis CBS 394.84, 845 nucleotides. RefSeq lists its product as uncharacterized. NCBI's taxonomy places the organism in Eukaryota, Fungi, Ascomycota, Dothideomycetes, Pleosporales, Cucurbitariaceae. Bases 255 to 845 code for a protein of 196 amino acids. The record is from RefSeq and is a predicted model, not a curated record. The transcript has 2 exons.